UCUCGUCACGGCUGCGUCUCACGCAUCGGCGAGAUAACGUCCUCCCGUUCUAUCGUAAAACGAAAAAACUAUGAAACAUCGAACUAUGAAACAUCGAUUAACGAACGACAAAUGAUAGAAUGAUAGAUCGUGGUCGAUAGCGCAUGAUUGUACGCGUGUCAUCUCGCCUGUGCUAAAGUCGACGUCAAACUGAAUUGUAUCAAUGUACCUUCGAUCGCGCUGUUUUUAAAAGGAAAGCGGACUUUCGUGUUUAUUCAUUACCGGCGGUGCCGGAAGGAUAUUUUUUUAAAUCAGCGGAAAGAGUUUUCUCGAUAGCGAUAAAUAAAUAAAUAUAUGUAAGAUUAAUUGGGGCAAUGGGUACAACACCGAGUCGCUAUGAAGAUCUCUCCAAGAAUAUGCAUCUGGAAAGGUUCUGUGGGAAACAAAGUAUACCCACGGAUGAUCCGUUCUGGAGUACAUUUCUAUCAUAUAACGUACGACCACCCAUUACUAGGAAUGAUCAGAUAGAAUUAGAUUCUCGGUUAGACGCUUCGUGCCAACAGUUGCUCGUUAAUAAUUUAGCUACUGGCAACUUUGGUACUCUGAUACAGAUAGCUCUGAUACGUAUUAACGAGCUAUUAGGACCUAUACAGAAUCAAAAUAUAAUAUCAGCAUGGCAAACAUACAACGCAUUGUUUGCCGUAAGAUGUAUUUUAAAGUACCUCAUCGAAACUGUUGGUGAAGAACAAAUGCUGAACCACAUUGAAGCACCACAAACAGCAAGCGAAGCACUCUCUACUUUUAGAUUGGCAUAUUUUAUUGAAGCACUGAUAGAACUUAUUACAGAUCUACCUUUAUGCGAAUUUACAUAUGUCGUUCACUUGGAAGCAAUAAAUUGUUUGCUCGUGCUGCUCUCAGUGCAAUUAUUUUCUCAAACUGCAGCCGAAUACAGUACAGUAUACAGGAUAGCGAUGCACCCACAUCUAAGCCAGCAUGCGCCUGCUGUAGUGUGUACAUUGUUACAUAAUUUUAUUCAACAGGAACACGCUCCUCCGGGAUUACUAACGCAGCAAUCCGGGGGUAGUAUUGUAUUCAGUAUUGCUGCCGGAUUGUGGAACGUAAUAAAAAUGGGCAUAGGUAGUGGUUCAAAGAAUGUGCAGAUUUCGCACAAUGGCACCGCCGAGGAUGAAGAGAAAAAACGCGAUACGGAAACUCCGCUCGCUAGUCAAUCUCUAUUACUUUUACUGGUUCUGACGAAUCAUUGCACUGCUACGCAGAAUCCAUAUAGAAAUGCGCUUUUUUCAUUUAUAGAUAUGCAAGAAGAUUACGGUGCGUCACAAGCGAAAGCCGAUAUCUUCAAGUUUAAUUUAAAUAAAUUAUAUAGCACCAUUUGUAAAAUACCAAAUACAGAUGAAGUCACGCUUCUACUCUACAUGUUGUUGCAUAGAAAUUCGAGUGUGAAACAAGAUAUAAUGAGAAGGCCUGACAUACAAUUACUGGUAACUCCGAUAUUACAAAUAUUAUAUUAUGCGCCAAACAACACAUCCCAUCAUAUUUAUAUGUCUCUUAUUAUCUUGCUGAUUUUAAGUGAAGAUGAAACAUUUAACAAGCGAAUACACGAAAUAAUGCUUAAAGGUGUAACAUGGUACACCGAGAGAUCCAUAAGCGAAAUAUCGUUAGGCGGUCUUUUAAUCCUUGUUGUGAUUCGCACGAUACAAUAUAAUAUGUUUAAAAUGAGAGAUAAAUAUCUUCACACAAAUUGUCUAGCAGCUUUGGCGAAUAUGUCUGCCCAAUUCACAUCUUUACAUCCUUAUGUUAGUCAGAGACUGUUAAGUCUAUUUGAAACUCUUGCAAAAAAACAUGCACGGUUAGAAGCAAAAAUUCAAGCGCAAACAAUUGUUACUCCUGAUAAAAAUAAUGUUAAUAAUACUAAGAUUAAUACGACUGUUAAUGUAAAAGUUAGUAAAACUGGAAAAGUUUCUAAUGUUUCAACGACUUCCACUGAAACAGAUGAAAAUAUGAUUCAAGAUUUAACUAUACUUGAGGAGGUUUUACGAAUGGUGUUAGAAAUUAUAAAUAGUUGUUUAACUCAUAGAUUAACACAUAAUCCAAAUUUAAUUUAUACUCUUCUAUAUAAAAAGGAUGUCUUUCAGCCAUUUAGAACACAUUCUGCUUUCCAAGAUAUUAUACAAAAUAUUGAUUCUGUGAUUAACUUUUUCUCUUAUAAACUGGAACAAAAAGAUCAAUCACAAUUAGGUGUUAGUCAAGUAUUAGCCACUAUACAACAAGGAACUUCAGAAUGGCCAAAAGAUCGCUUAAGGAAAUUUCCAGAAUUGAAGUUUAAAUAUGUGGAAGAAGAACAACCAGAGGAAUUCUUUAUUCCGUAUGUAUGGAGCAUUGUAUGUCAAGGAGCAUUGUUACAUUGGAACGCGGAAAAUAUAAAAUUGUUUUCCCCUAACAAUGGCGAACCAACAAUCAUUGUUUGCUGAUAUUGAGAUGAGAGAUGCAUCAUGCUAUAAACAUUUAAAGCGAUAAUAUAGGAUAAUAUAUAAAACUAUAAGUUUGUAAUAGAAAUUGUCAAAACCAAAAGUAUAAAUAUUUUUUUUUCAAUAACUGAAAAUAAAAAUUUUAAAAAUUGAAAGAAAAAUAAGAGUAUGCAACAAAGAGAGCAUAAUAUAUCGACGAAAAGUAUUACACAAUGAAGUACAUCUUGUAUAAUCAUUUUAAUAUUUACUAUAAAAAUAAAAUAUGUAAAUGUAAAAAUUUAAGUUAAAUUCUUUCAUUUUGUUACAUUUUGAGUGAAAUAAGAGAAGGGAUGUAAAAAAUUUAUAAUGAAUAUUUUAUAUUCUUAAAAAUCAGAUUUUGUAACUUUUCUGUAGUUCUGUGUUAUGAUUAUAUAUAAACGAUAUAUAAUAUAUAAUGAUAUAUACUAUGUCAAGAUGAGUGUACAGUUAUUGCAUCUCGAUGGAAUUAGUUAAAGCUAUUAUAUUUUGUAUUACAAACAUGUUAUUAUAGGGGAUAAUGUAAUUUUAUAUUAGAAAUAUCUAUUAAUAUGCAUGAAAAGUUACAAUCUUCACAAAGUAAUUUCUUCUAUAAAAUAAUUUACUUCACAGACAUCGACGUUAUUUCAAAAUUGAUUUUCUUGUAAUCUUAGAAUAUAUUAUAUAUCUAUACCGUUCCACAAUAUUUUUUUUAAAUGUGAAAAUGUAAAAUUUUCGAGACUUCAGUGAAUUAUACAGCCUAAUCAGUA
Messenger RNA from Pogonomyrmex barbatus (red harvester ant), 3229 nucleotides. Its product is annotated as dymeclin. Gene Ontology annotation, cellular component: Golgi apparatus. Gene Ontology annotation, biological process: Golgi organization. The record is from RefSeq and is a predicted model, not a curated record. NCBI's taxonomy places the organism in Eukaryota, Metazoa, Arthropoda, Insecta, Hymenoptera, Formicidae.